CUCUGAUCUUGUAAGCUUCAAUCAUAGUGACUCUGAGGACUGUCAACUUCUCCUAGGGCAGAUUACCCCCCAGUGCGCCAAACGCCAUAGCUCACUCGUUUAGCUACGGAAUCGAGUGAUUCAACUUUCAGUGGAAAGCUGACACUGCCAGCUACAACAUAUCCGAUUUUCAGAUCGUUUCACCGAUUGGAGUUUUUGAUAUAGCUAUUCGAAGGUCGCGAGUUUUCUGGGCGUCAUAACGAAGUGCUGCAGAAAUUUCCAAGGAGCCAUUGAAUCAUCUGCUUAUAGCCUUCUCUAACCAACAAGUGGUAUCAGAGCCUAUUAUCACGCAUUUGGGACCUAAAAUACGAUGGGAGAUAAAGAGGACUCUGGUGGAGGUGAUACUUCAGUCCAAGGAGGCAGCUCAACCCAAGAUUCUGGCAUUGCAGCGCAAAGGGGAGCGCGUACAAGCCAGGGGUCACUGCUUAAGGAGGUGCUGAAGAACUUCACCAUUGAGAAGUUCUCUGGAGAUGGCUAUGAUGAUUGGGCAUGGAAGAUGCAGCUCUACUUUCGACAAAUUGGCCUCUUGAAGCUCAUGAUUGGAACGGAGCCAAGGCCAAAGGAAAUGGCAGAGCAAGCGGACUGGGAUGAACGUUCAUCUGCUGGGUACUAUCUACUGUCACAAAGCUUGGAGCUGAACCAGAGGCAUCACAUCAUGCAUCUGCUACCGGAAAUUGAUUGUGGGCCCAAGGCAUGGGCAGUGCUCAAGGACCUGCACGCUCCGACAUCGGUUGCCGCUUCUCUCAUGCUGGAUCGGGAGCUGUCCAUGCUGCGGUUGAGCGAGAAUGAAGCUGUGCAGCCCGUACUGGACAAGAUGAGGGAACUCUACGCGAAAUUGGCGAUUGCAGGCAUCACGUACCCAGAGCAGACAAAGUGUCUCAAGAUGCUCAGCCUGCUGCCGGAGUCUUGGCUGCAAUUUAUAAGCGGACUCAGCUUGCCACAAAACCAAAGUCAAUGGACAUUGGAGUGGAUUCGCACCAAGAUUCUGGAAGAAGAUUUUCGUCGCUAUACACUGCGCGGAGGUGAUGACAGCACCAGCGGCUAUGCCAUGCAAGGGACAUGGAGGGAUCGAGGGCGUGGCAAUCGCGGUCGCUCUUACCACAGCCAAGGUGGUCGCGGGACUUGGAACCAGCGGGGGCGUGGUGGCGCUGGUGCAAGAGGAAGAGGUGGUCACUCCAACAAUGACAACAGUGAACCACGCUUGAGGGGAGAGUGCUGGUAUUGCAAGGAAGAAGGGCAUCCAUGGUUUCGCUGCCCUACCAAGCCCGACUGGUGGACCCCUUGGAACCAAUCGGAGAAGGGGAAUGGAGGAAAACAACCACAUGGAGGUGCCAACAUGGUAGCUGAUCCUGCUGAAGAAACCUCCAAGGAUGACAGAGGAAUGCGAAAUGAGGAGAGGAAUGCUGGACAGUUCUACCAUGUGUGUGACAAAGAUGACAGUGGCACAGCUGUUGCAAGGGCUGGAGAGGAAUUGCACCCGCUUGACAUGUGGGUCAUGGACUCUGGUGCUGCAUGGACAAUGACACCACGCAAGGACUUGCUGGAUGCUGUGCGAGCGCCUCCAAUCUCUGAAGUGCGCUCAGCAUCCGGACAUGCAGUGAAGGUCGCUGGAGUUGGUCGAGCUGCAUUCAGAGCACCUGAUGGUGGACUGGUUGUGCUGAAGGAUGUGUUACUCGUACCGGGGCUGAAGGCCAACCUGAUAUCGCUGCGCAAGCUAGGCCAGGCCGGAGUCAGCACCACCACCAAUGGAUCCAAAACAUUCAAGGGGCUGCGAGGAGAUCGUGUGUUAUGGGAUUUACACGAAAGCAGAGAUGUCUUCAGAUCCAUGUGGCAGAUCCCUGCACUGAUAUGGGAAUCAACAAAGAAGGAGUUGGGAGAAGUAAAGGCGGGUUCUGGAGUCCAGGGGAGUGUAAUGCAGUUAGUGCUGCAGGAGUGACGGUUUCUGCAAGGUCGGGGGAGACUGAUUGGGAAACCGCACACAGGCGUCUAGGGCAUGUGGCUAUGCCAUUGCUGCAGCAACUGCAUAAGGAAGAAGCAGUAAAGGGGCUCAAGCUUUCUGGGCAACCAAAUGCUACCAAGUGCGAGACGUGUCUGCUGAGCAAGUUCACACGGUUCCCCUUUCACGGCGUAGCUGGGAAAAGCAAGGCAGCACUGGAACUGGUGCACAUGGACCUCGUAGGACCUUUUCCAGUCCGAGGAAGUAAGGGGGAAAGGUACUUCCUGACAAUAGUUGAUGACUGGAGUCG
Molecule: messenger RNA, 2285 nt
Organism: Closterium sp. NIES-67
Lineage: Eukaryota; Viridiplantae; Streptophyta; Zygnematophyceae; Desmidiales; Closteriaceae
Source: the annotation of a GenBank genome assembly